Messenger RNA from Phlebotomus argentipes, 575 nucleotides. RefSeq lists its product as uncharacterized. NCBI's taxonomy places the organism in Eukaryota, Metazoa, Arthropoda, Insecta, Diptera, Psychodidae. Bases 128 to 493 code for a protein of 121 amino acids. The transcript has 2 exons. The record is from RefSeq and is a predicted model, not a curated record.
AAUCUUCAUCCUCAAACUAUGCGGUUUACCACUCUGCCUUCCUCUGCCCGUCUAAUUCGAUUGAGUCGUCGUCUGACCAACUUCCGAUCUGGUCAGUUCCAAGAUCGGCGAGUCGGCGACAAAAAGCAUGUCUUGGAGGUUUAUUUGGCUUCUCGCGCUCCUUCUGGCCUCCGUGGCCCACAUUGGCGCGACCGUUGACCUGUCCAACGUGAACCUGGCCACUUUCAAGUACUUCAAGCGCCACGAGCUGAGUCCCGUGCAGAAAUUCCAGUCCGUUCUCGUGUACUUCACGCUCCUCCUCUUCGGCCAUCCGCACCAGUCGCAUACAUUCCCUGUUUAUUUCGAUCCGGAAGCCGGAAGGCGCUGGAGACCACACUUCCAGCGACAGUUCGGGAGACAUGGAGAGAACCUGAUCGCGCUGCUGGGCAGCGGGAAAACGCGCGGAGAUCUAAUUCACUAUGGAGCCAUUCCGAGGAGUUUUCCGCGCUUCUAAAAUAAAUAUUUGCAGACUCUUCUAAGUUGUGAAUAAAUCUACUGGUUUGGAACACGUUUUUUUUGUCGAUGAUGAUCUCAAG